Messenger RNA from Myxocyprinus asiaticus (Chinese sucker), 7559 nucleotides. RefSeq names its product autophagy-related protein 2 homolog A-like. Gene Ontology annotation, molecular function: phosphatidylinositol-3-phosphate binding. The transcript has 42 exons. Lineage: Eukaryota; Metazoa; Chordata; Actinopteri; Cypriniformes; Catostomidae. Gene Ontology annotation, biological process: autophagosome assembly; reticulophagy; piecemeal microautophagy of the nucleus. Gene Ontology annotation, cellular component: phagophore assembly site; extrinsic component of membrane. The coding region runs from base 338 to 6394 and encodes 2018 amino acids. The record is from RefSeq and is a predicted model, not a curated record.
CAAUAAACAACCCGCUGGCCAGAAGAAGCACAGAGGAACCUGUCGCAUAUUUUUGAGACAUUUAUGAUUAAAAGAAAAACUAGAACGACCCGUUUCAACAAAAAGAAGCUCUUUUAAAAGCCGCUCUGAACAAAGCCAGGUCCAAACACGGACAUUCGGGGGAUUCUGGUGUCAGAGGACAAGUUAGACGCUUUCAUAUUUUUUAUAUAUAUAUAUAUUUUUUUUUAUUAUCGUAUUCUCAUCUGUACACACUACCGAGGGGGCUUAAAUCUGUUAUGCCGGACUGGUCUCUCUCUCCGUCGCCUCUCAGCUCCCUCUCCCCGUCUGCUGUGGCCCCAUGUCUCGGUGGCUCUUCCCUUGGUCGGGCUCUAUUAAGAAACGGGCCUGUCAGUACCUACUGCAACACUACCUGGGCCACUUCCUGGAGGAGAGACUCAGUUUGGACCAGCUGAGCUUGGAUCUGUACAAUGGCAGCGGGGUCAUUAGAAAUAUUAACCUGGACGUUUGGGCGGUGAAUGAGUUGUUGGAUUCGUUGGGGGCUCCGCUAGAGAUUGUUGAAGGUUUCGUGAGCAGCAUAGCGGUGACUAUUCCCUGGGCAGCACUUUUGACGGACCACUGCACCCUUGAAGUCACUGGAUUGCAAAUAACAUGCAGACCCAAAUACAGAACCAAUGGCAGCUGGGAUUCUCAAGGGUGGUCCUCAUGUAUGACGUCUAGCAUGCAGUUGGCCCAGGAGUGCCUGAAGGACCCGCCCGAAGCAUCCGAAGAGCCGCCCGCUCCACUGGAGGGGCUGGAAAUGUUUGCACAGACCAUUGAGACAGUCCUACGUCGAAUAAAAGUCACCUUUCUGGAGACCAUAGUGAGAGUAGAACACCAUCCCCUGGACUCUGACGCUGGGGUUGCCUUAGAGAUGCGCAUUAAACGUGUGGACUAUUGUGAUGAGGCUGUAAGAGACUCAAGCCAGACAGUGCCUGUAGACAUCCACCAGCCACCAGCCUUCCUGCACAAGAUCCUACAGCUCAACUCUGUGCAGCUGCUCUACGAGACCCUGAGAGGGUCACAGGGGCUGAUUCAUUCUGAUAUGGAGAGCAGCAGGGAGAGUUUUAAAAAGACAGAUGAGGAAGAUGAUGAUGAUGAAGUUGCCACUGAUGCCCCACAAUCACUGCAUCCGACCCAGAAGCCCCCUGAACCCUUGCUGAUUGGACAGUGCUCAGGAUUCAUAGAGACAACGGUCAAAAUCAAACAAAACGAAAUGCUGCCUGGGCCCAAGUUUGAGUUGGAUGGUAAGGUGGGCUGUCUCCACCUGCUGCUGUCCCCCAAUCAGAUCACUCACCUGACUGAUCUCCUGUCUGCCCUCUGCAUCGAUACAUCAGAGGGCAGCAGGGGUGGAGGUGUAUCUUCUGGGGGCAUCUCUAGGCCGCUGGACUCUGAUGAUCUGCGUUUGAUUGAAGAGGAUCUCAGUAAACAGCUGAAUGCAGAAAUGAUUGACAGAGACCUGGAGCUGGACACCGAGCCUUACAUCAUCACCAUGGAUAAUGGAGAGAUGUUCUACUCGAUGGGUCCAGGCUACAUGACUAGCAGUGUGUUGUCGACACGAUCUGGGAGUGAGUUGUCUGACAGCGACAUGGAGUCGUCCAUUCACAGCCAGAGCAGCCUGGCUCAAACAAACCCUCUGUCUCCACAGGGAGUGCUCAACUGUCCUCGUCCUUAUCCUGUACCAGGAUCCUUAUCUAGUUUGCCACAUUGUAGCAGACCUCCAAGACGUUCGUCUCGCGGUGGCCAAUCGGAGCCACUGAAACCAGACUCCCUGCUACGCCUCUCUCUGGGCGGAGUCACUCUGACACUGUUGGAGCAGGAACUGCCCCCUGGUCCGGAUGGGCCGUCCUCAUUGGCUGAGGUGUCGCAGUUGUUUUUCCGUGAGCUUGCGUUCUUUAAGGACAGCAUGUUCAGCGAAAGAGGCUUCCAGAAUCUGAGAGGGAGCUUUACUAAAGCAUGUCCCCACUCCCACAUCAGGGUGACGGGUGCAGCAGUGCAGCUGGCGUGUGAGAUGCGAAGCGCUGGGCGGCACACCCGAGUCGCGACCUCUGACCUCUCCUUCAGCAGGCUGGAACUGCUGGAGUGCUUGUGGGACUCCGGUGGCAUGCAGUACACAGAGCUUUUGCAGUUCCAGUCAGCAGGUCUCAUCACGAUGGGUGCAGCUGCCAGACCAUGUGCUCAGUUCCACCACAGUCUGUCUGAGAAACACAUGCGUAAGAGUGGAACGAGGCGGCGUGUGGUGCGUAGAGACAGCUCACUGCAGGUUGAGCUCGGGGAGCUCACCUCAGAGUUGGAUCUGGACAUUUUAGGCAGACUGGAGAACAUCCUGCAAGCUCUGAGCUACUGCCCAACAACACCCCAAAGAACCAAAGCACACACUGCAGAGACUCAUUCGGUGGAGCUCCACUGUUCUCUCCUGCUUCAAGCUCCUCACGCCGUGCUGAAGGUCCGUUUCCCCAUCCCUGACCUUCGACCUCCAGGGCUGAGGCGACCCUUGAGUCAGCGUGCAGUGCGCAGUGAGGUCUUGAGUCUGCAGAUCUCUAAUCUGGAGCUGAGGUCUCAGCAGGGGCCGGACGUUCAGCAAGAGGCCAAACUCACCAAACUGUUGGAGGCCUGUUUCACUGAUCUGCUUGGAAUGUAUGAGGGCUGGGAGGGAGAAUCAUUUCCCUGUAUCCAUGUACAGAAGAGUCCUGUUCCACACAACCCUGAUGGCACACCAAGGAUCCAGGUACGAGUGAAAGAGGGAGCGGGAGGUGUGUGUGAUGGGGUGAAGAGGGAUCUGGGUCUGAGCUCUGUAUCUCUGGAGAAUCCCUGUGAGCUCAGAGAGAAGAACAGCUCUCCGUUCUCAUCCAACCGCACCAUGUUUGAGACAGAAGAGAUGGUGAUCCCAGCAGACCCAGAGGAGAUGAAUGAGUUUCAGUCUCAGUGUACAAGUCAGUGUCAGUAUGUGGUUGACAUCACGUUUCCUGUAGCCUACAUCCUUCUGCCUAGUAAAGAGGCCUUCCAGAGCAUCUAUAACAGGAUUAAUAAUGAUCUGUUGAUGUGGGAGCCUCCUCCACCUCCUCAGUCUCCUCCUCCUGCUCCUCCCUCCUCUUUGCAAGGUGCUCGUAGUCUCUCCCACCAACACAGACAUGUAGAGGACGAGUUUUACCUCUGUAAAUCUGCCGUCAGACUGGAUUCUGACUCUGAAGAGGAGGAGCCUCAGUUUAACUCAGCUAACCAAUCAAAAAGAAGGAAACAGUCAGAGUCUCAGUCUAGCCACGCCCUCAGCCUGCUCUGUUUAACUGUGCUCAUUGGCAAAGGUCGCCUCCAAGCCAUGACAGACAGCAAGAAUGAAGCUGGAUGUAAAGUGGAACACUAUCAUGGUGAACUCAUUUUGGACUUGGAAGGGGGGAAGAUUUUUAGUGUGGCACAACACCAGAACAAUCCCAAUCUCAACUUCCUGACCAUAGAGAGCAAAAGAGUGGAGCUCUACCAUAAAGCGGAGGUCCCGGACUCACCUAUCCCUGUCAGACUUGAAAUGCCUAGUUUCACUCCCCCGGGGCAUUUGGACCCUACCAUUUACCCCACAGAGGUGGGGGUGAGCAGCAUCAGUGGCCGAGAAACAGACAUUCAAAUGCUGUCUGCUGCCAUCCAAAUCACAUUAGACCUUGAGAGGAAUGUCAAGGAGUUUCUGGUCGCGCUGCGACUCCAUGGUGCUACUUUACGACAUCACAUGGCAUUGACCAAUCAUAGCUGGCAUGAACAGAUAGUUGAUUUCCUUGAUGUCAUCGAUGAUGAUAUAUUGGGCUACACCCCACCUGCCGUCAUCACCGUUUUACACACUCACCUGGCCACCUGUGCAGUUGACUAUAGACCACUCUAUCUUCCUUUGAGACUUUUGUUUACAGCCGAGUCCUUCUCUCUGUCCAGUAACAUCAUAGUGGACACUGCAACCUUUCACCUCAGGUUUAUCUUGGAUGACUCUGCGUUGUACCUGUCUGAUAAAUGUGAAAGUGAAACAGUGGAUCUGAGGCGAGACUAUGUGUGUGUGUUAGACAUUGACCUGUUGAAACUAGCCAUUACGACAUGGAAAGGAACUGACUCAAGUAAACUGACUCAGCCGCUGUUUGAGCUUCGUUGUUCCAAUAAUGUUGUUCACGUGCACACCUGUGCCGACUCGUGCGCUGCUCUGGUUAACAUGCUGCAGUACCUGGUUUCCCAGGGUGACCUACACCCUCCUCCUCACCAUACGUCCCCCACGGAGAUCGCUGGACAGAAACUCUUGCUGUCAGAGAGCCCUGCCUCCCUUCCAUCCUGCCCACCUGCAGAGACAGCAGAGAUUAACCAAUGUGACCUCACAGAUGCCUUGAUUGACACUGAGAGAAUCCUACAAGAAGAGGCCCAAGACUCUGACUCUCCCUCCAUCCGAAGAGCGUCACCGGUCUCGGUCUACCUGUUCCCUGGAGAAGCCCCUAAGCUCCACCCCUCUGUUCUAGAAGGGGAAGAGUCUGAUCUUGACGGGCUAGUGAGCACCGCUAUGGAGGCUCAUGCAGAUAUGUCAGAGGAAGGCUCAGAGGCAUCCUCUGACAAUGAUGACUUCUGCAUCUUAGAGGCUCCUGGCAUGGGCAUCCCGCCCAGAGACGGUGAGCCCGUGGUGACUGUGCUCUCUCAGGGUCUUAUAAAAGUGUGGGAUGGGUACUACUCUCGCCCACGGGGCAGUUCAGACCUGUUGCGCGCCCCAUCCCGGUUCCCAGUGCCUCAGAACAGAGUGGUGCUCCGAGAAGUGUCCAUCGUCUGGCACCUAUAUGGGGGCAAAGACUUUGGUGGCAAACCAAGCUCUGCCCACACACAACACUGCCAAAAGGUUCGCUCAGCUGCUCCUGGAGCCCGUGGUUCUCCCUCUCGCUCAGCGGGGCCCUCGCGGCCCCAGAACUCUUGGCGUUGGGUUGGAGGAAGUGGGAGGCAGCACACACUGCUCAUGGAGAUACAACUGACCAAGGUCAGUUUCCAGCAUGAGACAUACCCAGUGGUGGCGCCCCCUACUGUGCCGGGGCAGGAUGCAGAGGGGAUGGGGCUUGGGGAGCAGCCUAUUUCCCGUCAGGUGUUUAUCGUUCAGGAGCUGGAGGUGCGAGAUCGACUGGCCUCCUCUCAAAUCAAUAAGUUCCUAUAUCUGUACACCAGCGAGAGCAUGCCACGCAGAGCCCACUCCAACAUGCUGACCAUAAAAGCUCUACAGGUGAUGCCUGAAUCAGGUCUGGGCGGACCAGAGUGCUGUCUGAGAGUCAGUCUCUUACCACUGCGACUCAAUAUAGACCAGGAUGCACUUUUCUUCUUGAAGGACUUCUUCAGUAACAUGGCUGCAGAAGUAAAUCCUUUCCUGCCCGCUGACCCUACAGCUGAAGUGAGAACUGACCCUCCUCAAAAGCAUUUAGAUGAGUCUGAUCCCACCUCUGGAUUGGGCCAUGAUCUUGCUGCCUCUGUAGAAACAACCUAUAGUGAGCAGAGUUCCUCCUCCGCUGGCUCCUCCUCCACCUCCGACCAACCAAUCUACUUCAGAGAGUUCCGCUUUACCUCUGAAGUUCCCAUCUGGCUGGACUAUCAGGGAAAGCAUGUGGUUAUUGAGCAGGGUACGUUUGCUGGAAUUUUGAUUGGUCUGGCCCAGCUGAACUGCUCUGAACUGAAGCUGAAGAGGUUGUGCUGUAGACAUGGGCUGCUGGGAGUUGAUAAGGUUAUUCAGUACGCUGUGAAUGAGUGGCUUACGGACAUUAGGAAGAACCAGCUGCCAGGGAUUCUGGGAGGUGUAGGCCCAAUGCAUUCUGUCGUACAGCUCUUCCACGGUGUGCGCGAUCUGUUCUGGAUGCCCAUUGAACAGUACCGGAAGGACGGGCGCAUUAUCCGAGGGCUCCAGAGGGGGGCGGCAUCGUUCGGCACCUCUACAGCCUCUGCUGCCCUCGAGCUCAGCAACAGACUGGUGCAGGCCAUUCAGGCUACUGCUGAGACUGUGUAUGACAUCUUAUCUCCGACUCCUCCUUUGACACGUUACAUCACUGAGGGACGCCCUACUUGCCGUCCCAGGCGCACCCCUCAACCAGCUGACCUCAGAGAGGGCGUAGCCAAAGCCUAUGACACCGUCAGAGAAGGAGUGAUUGACACAGCUCAGACCCUGUGUGAUGUGGCAUCUCGUGGGCACGAGCAGAAAGGUCUUCCUGGGGCAGUAGGUGGGGUUUUGCGCCAGAUCCCGCCCACCGUUGUCCGCCCCCUAAUAGUUGCCUCAGAGGCCACCUCCAACCUGCUGGGAGGCAUGCGGAACCAAAUUAAACCAGAUGCGCGGAAAGAGGACUUCUUAAAAUGGCGCACUGAUGAUGGCCAAGAAUGAGAUUGACGAGUUUUUUGUUAGUGUGAAUGUACAAAUGAAGUAUGAACGAAUGACAUGUCAUAGUAUGCGAGUUAAUCUUUAAGUAUCAAUGCAAAAACAGAGGACAAAAAAAAUAAAUAAUUAAAAAAAAACACGGAAAAGGCUAAAUGGACAUUUUUUUAAGUGGCUUCCACGUAGUUGCACACUUUGUUUCAUGCAAUGCAAAUGUUCUCACUUUGCACAUUGCUAGAAGCGGAGCUCUCUAGACAGCCAAGUGCAACCCACGUUUCUCUCGUCCUACUGAAACAUAUGCAAUCAUAUCAAUCUGGAACACUGUUUACCUGUGAGCUCGAGACCAGGUGUUUUCUCGUUUCUAAAUGCUCAUUUAAAGUUUGAUUGAAUCGAUAUUCUCCCUCUGACAUAUUACAAACACAAUGUUGUUUGUAAUCUCUAAUUUAGGUCAGAUGGCCUUACCAUACAGUUUUUGUGGAUGUCUUUGUAAUGCUAGGAAAGUGAUUCAUCUUUGUCCUCUUUGACUUGUGUUUUAAGCACAGUCAUUUUUCCUGAUGUUUUCGUGCCAUAAUUGAUUCUUUGACAUUAUAAAGAUCUUGUUUUAAAGUUUCAACCUGUUUAACUCUCAAAAGCCUAAACUAACACCAUCAUUUUUGUUUUCUUUCAGAAUGUGAUGGAAAGUUGAAACAUGUCCAGGUGAUAUUUCACCUCAAAAUUAUUGUAAUUUUUUGGCAUUGUUAAAAGUAUUUACCUGACAAUAAAGCAAAUUUUUUACCCAUAUUCUCAUUUCCGUAAUGCAUCCGUAUGCAUUUUUUAUGCUUUUAGGUUUAUUGUAAUUCCCAUUAUUAUUUUGACAGCGAUUCUCAUAACAGUUAUAUAAUACAAUGAUUGUUUUUAUUUAAAAUAGCAUUAAGGUAGUACAAAAAAUAACACCAUAAUAUAUAAAGAUAAAUAUUUGCAAUUUAAAUGUAUUCUUUUUGCAUUACACUAAUUCCAGUUGUGGGGGAAAGUGUGCUUAAUUAUCAUGAAAAUAAUAUCAGUGAAAAAAAAUCUUAUCGGUCCCAAAAAAAAAAAAAAAAAAAUUGGCUUACAUUUUUUAAAGCAAAAUAUAAUUACUUAUGAUUCUUCUUUCUGAUUUGGGGCUGAAAUAUGACCUGGACAUGUUCUAGAGAAA